UCCGGGUUCGGCCACAGCGCAGGCAUUGUUCCGCGCGCCGACGCUCGCAGUUGCUGAGCAGUUAGGCCCUUCGGGAUUAACCCCCAGCGGCCCUGCGGAUGCACAGUAGGGGAGAGGACCAAACAAGCUUAAUCCGAGUCGACCGUAUUGCAGAAUCGGGGCCAGGGUUUGCUUAACCCGAGUUCGUCCUGCCGCAGAGCCUGCCAGGCACUGAGGCGGUGACAGGCCCAGCCUGCUCUGCGGGCCAGCGGACGUUCGGUAGGGGCACGGGGCAGCUCCUGGUGUCCGAUGUGCGCAUGCGCAGGGUCUAGGCGCGAAGCUGGAAGCGGUGCUCAGGACUUCAGCACCCUGCUGUGCCUGGAGGAGAGCAUGGAAGAGCAGGAUGAGAAGCCCCCAGAGCCCCCGAAGGCCUGUGCGCAGGAUUCUCUCCUUCCUCAAGAGAUUAUCAUCAAAGUCGAGGGAGAAGACACUGAGUCACAGACCAUCCCAUCUCAAGAAGGCGUGAACUUCAAAAUUGUGACUGUGGACUUCACACAGGAGGAACAGGGCACUUGGAAACCUGCUCAGAGGAGCCUGGAUGGAGAUAUUAUCCUGGAGAGCCACAGAGACCUAGUCUCUUGGGACUUACCAGCUGUGGUUGGAAAAGAAGAUUCAGCUUCAAAGCAGAACAUUUCUGAUGAAGAGCCAGCCAAUGGAGUGAAGACAGAAUGUUUUACAAGGAAUGAUCCUUGGUUGUCUUCAUAUGAAGAAGUUGGUGACUAUAAAGAUCAGUUGGAGGAGCAACAGGAAAAACACGAGAUAUUUUUGCAGGAAGUGGCUUUCACUCAAAGGAAAGCAAUUAUUCAUGAGAGAGUCUGCAAAAGUGAUGAAACUGGGGAGAAGAGUGGUCUGAAUUCCAGCCUAUUUUCAUCCCCAUUUAUACCCAUAAUAAACCAUUUUCAUAACCAUGUACCACAUGCUAAAAAAUGGUAUCUUAAUUCUGCUGUAAACAGUCAUCAGAAGAUUGAUGACAAUGAGACAGUACGUGAAAAUAAUGAAUGUGGAAAACCCCCUCAGAGCAUUCACCUUAUUCAGUUUACAAGAACUCAAACAAAAGAUAAAUCCUGUGGAUUGCAUGACAGUGUUCAAUCUUUUUGCCAUGGUACACCACUACAGAUACAUGAAAAAAUUCAUGGAGGAGGAAAAACCUUUGAUUUUAAAGAAUGCGGGCAAGUUUUGAACCACAACAUAUCCCAUAAUGAACAGAGAAUUCCUGUUGAAGAGAGUCUAUAUAAAUGUAGUAAAACCUCUCAGAGUUCCUCCCUAACUCAAAGCAUGAGAAAUAAUUCUGAAGAGAAACCUUUUGAAUGUAAUCAAUGUGGGAAGUCCUUCAGCUGGAGCUCUCAUCUUGUUGCGCAUCAGAGAACGCAUACAGGAGAGAAACCUUAUGAAUGUAGUGAAUGUGGAAAAUCCUUUAGCCGGAGCUCACACCUUGUUUCCCAUCAGAGAACUCAUACUGGAGAGAAGCCUUACAGAUGUAAUCAGUGUGGCAAAUCCUUUAGCCAGAGUUAUGUCCUCGUUGUGCAUCAAAGAACUCACACUGGAGAGAAGCCUUAUGAGUGCAAUCAGUGUGGAAAGUCAUUCAGGCAGAGCUAUAAACUUAUUGCACAUCAAAGAACACAUACCGGAGAGAAGCCCUAUGAAUGUAAUCAAUGUGGGAAAUCAUUUAUCCAGAGCUAUAAACUUAUUGCACAUCAAAGAAUUCAUACUGGAGAAAAACCCUAUGAAUGCAAUCAGUGUGGGAAAUCCUUUAGUCAAAGUUAUAAACUUGUUGCUCAUCAAAGAACUCACACAGGAGAAAAACCCUUUGAAUGUAAUCAGUGUGGGAAAUCCUUCAGCUGGAGCUCUCAGCUUGUUGCACAUCAAAGAACUCACACUGGAGAGAAACCAUAUGAAUGCAGUGAAUGUGGAAAAUCUAACCGCAGUUCUCACCUUGUUAUGCAUCAGAGAAUUCACACUGGGGAAAAACCGUAUGAAUGUAGUCAGUGCGGGAAAUCCUUCAGCCAGAGUUAUGUUCUUGUUGUACAUCAGAGAACUCAUACUGGAGAAAAGCCCUAUGAAUGCAGUCAUUGUGGGAAGUCCUUCAGGCAGAGUUCAUGUCUUACUCAACAUCAGAGAACGCAUACUGGAGAGAAACCGUUUGAAUGUAAUCAGUGUGGAAAAACAUUUAGUUUGAGUGCUCGACUUAUUGUACAUCAAAGAACUCAUACUGGAGAGAAACCCUUUACGUGUAUUCAGUGUGGAAAAGCUUUCAUUAAUAGCUAUAAACUUAUUAGGCAUCAGGCAACUCAUACUGAAGAGAAACUCUAUGAAUGUAACUAGUUUGGAAAUCUCUCAGCUGGAAUUUAUUCCUUUUUAUUUCAUUCUUUUAAAUAAUUUAUUUUAAGGUAGUACAUGUAAUGGGAAGAGCUGCUAUAAAAACAAUACAUGUGGGAAAA
Saimiri boliviensis boliviensis (Bolivian squirrel monkey) is the source of this 2477-nucleotide messenger RNA. RefSeq names its product zinc finger protein 180 (gene ZNF180). Gene Ontology annotation, biological process: embryo development; regulation of transcription by RNA polymerase II. The record is from RefSeq and is a predicted model, not a curated record. Gene Ontology annotation, cellular component: nucleus. Gene Ontology annotation, molecular function: DNA-binding transcription factor activity, RNA polymerase II-specific; RNA polymerase II transcription regulatory region sequence-specific DNA binding. NCBI's taxonomy places the organism in Eukaryota, Metazoa, Chordata, Mammalia, Primates, Cebidae.